GGAUUGGGGUAAUCGUUCGAAAAAGAGGCGAGGCUCCCAACAUCCGAAGCUCACAAUACACACUACUAAAGAGAGAAGCAACAAUCAACAAUCAAACAAUACGCAACAACAACACACAAGCAUGAAAUCCAUACGCACCCUUGCCAUUCUUAGCUAUUGGCUAAUCCCUGCUGUCUUGGGUGAAGAUUACCUUGCCAUGUUAGAACCCCAGGAUAUGUUUGAGGAAAAAUUCAAUGCUGCCAAAGCGCUGUGGCAGAGUAUUGAUAUCCAGGAUUAUCAGUACAAUUUUACAGAUUAUGGAGAUGGAGUGACGGAGCAUACUCUGUACCCGUUUGUGUCGCAGGUGCGCAAGGGAGCCGGAGUUUCCUUGGUGGAUGCCGAGAACCAACCAAUCUUGUGGACCAAAAAGCAAACGCUGGAUCGGUACUUUGAUUUGAUCCAGAAUCAGCUGGAUCAGGGUGCCACGAAACUCAAUGUGACAUACAAUCAAGCACAAGGAUACCCCGAGCGCAUCCAGAUUAACACCAACGAGGGCACGACCAUUCACGUGGAAAUCCAUGCAGUCAUCGAAUUCCCGCAGAUGGCCGCAAUACAAGCAGAGCUGGAUGCCUCCUUUGCAAAGUGGGAGAGUCAGGGUAUUGAGGACUAUGACUUUGAGUUCACACUCCAUGGAUCCUCGCACAUUGAAAAUGGAACAGUGGUUUCCUCCGAAUUGCAGAGUGGCGGUGAGCUGGAAGUGGAAUGGACGCAAGAACAGACCAUGGACACGUACUUUGCACUCAUUCAAAGUCAGCUGGAUCAGGGCGCCAAAGUGAUUGAUGUGUCGUAUGAUCCGAUAAAAGGAUUCCCGGAGCACAUCCGGAUUGUCACUGUUGAGGACAAGACCAUUCGUGUCGAUAUCUCUGACUUUUCAGUAAGUACGGACCACUCCUCCCAAAGAAGAAGACUGCUUCCCAAUGCCGCUGCAUUGCAAGCACAGCUAGAUGCGGCCAGGUCCAAGUGGCAAAGCCAAGGCAUCUUGAACUAUGACUACAAGUUUACCAAUUUUGGGAGCAACAUCCCAGAGGGUGUUGUGUACCCCUUUGCCUCCCAAGUUCGCAAUGGUGCGGGGAUAUCCUUGGUGGAUGGUACAAACAAAGAGAUUGUUUGGACCAAAAAGCAAACAUUGGACAGCUACUUUGGUCUCAUUCAGCACCAGCUGGGUGCCGGAGCUCGGCAGAUGGAUGUGUCCUAUGACAGCAAGAGGGGCUUUCCAAAUCGAAUCUACGUGGUGAUGGCCAGCGGGCAGAUCUUUCAUGUAGAGAUCUUUAGCUUUACGUACUAUCAAAGAAGGAGUCUUCGGGGAUCAAAUAAAUGAGGCAAGCAACUACAAAGCUGCCUAAGUUGCUCAAAGGGUGUCAGCCACUAAACUAGAAACUGGUUUCAUAAAAUAGUGCAUGUAAGAGCGGAGAAUACUACAACGAAGCAGACGGUACC
This is a messenger RNA of Seminavis robusta, 1476 nucleotides long. The record is from the annotation of a GenBank genome assembly. Lineage: Eukaryota; Bacillariophyta; Bacillariophyceae; Naviculales; Naviculaceae.